Messenger RNA from Drosophila ananassae, 1392 nucleotides. It is a transcript of the gene Sirt6, whose product is annotated as NAD-dependent protein deacetylase Sirt6. Gene Ontology annotation, molecular function: NAD+ binding. The record is from RefSeq and is a predicted model, not a curated record. NCBI's taxonomy places the organism in Eukaryota, Metazoa, Arthropoda, Insecta, Diptera, Drosophilidae. The transcript has a single exon. Bases 114 to 1112 code for a protein of 332 amino acids.
CCAAGAAUUUCCUUUUUUGGGUUUUAUUAAUCAUUCGCGGACGGGUCACAUUGUUCAAAAUAAACAAACCAAACUGGAUAAAAACAUAAAUAAAAUACAUUUAAUAUCCAGCCAUGAGUUGUAACUACGCGGAGGGCCUUUCUGCGUAUGACAACAAGGGGAUCCUGGGAGCCCCCGAGACAUUCGACUCGGACGAGGAGGUCUCCUCCAAAUGCCGGCAACUGGCCGAAUGGAUAAGACAAUCGGGUCAUGUGGUUCUGCACACGGGAGCGGGAAUCAGUACGUCAGCGGGAAUACCCGACUUCAGGGGACCACGAGGCGUUUGGACCCUGGAGGAGAAGGGCGAAAAACCAGAGUUCAACGUUUCCUUCGACGAGGCGAAGCCGACCAAGACCCACAUGGCUAUUCUCGCCCUGGUGGCAAGUGGCCACGUCCAGUACGUUGUCUCGCAAAACAUCGACGGACUGCACCUGAAGUCGGGUCUGGACAGGCGGAAUCUUUCCGAGUUGCACGGCAACAUCUACAUCGAGCAGUGCAAGAAGUGUCGGCGCCAAUUUGUUAGGUCCUCGGCGGUGGAAACCGUCGGUCAGAAAUCUCUGAAACGGCCCUGCAAGUCUUCCACAGACGCCCAGGGGCGAAGCUGCCGAGCGGGAAUCCUGUACGACAACGUAUUGGACUGGGAACACGAUCUGCCGGAGAAGGACCUCGAAAUGGCUGUGAUGCACUCUACCGUGGCCGAUCUGAACAUCGCCCUGGGCACCACCCUGCAAAUCGUCCCCAGCGGGGAUCUUCCAUUGAAAAACCUCAAGCUUGGCGGAAAACUAGUCAUUUGUAAUCUCCAGCCUACGAAACACAAUAAAAAAGCAAAUCUCAUAGUUUGUGGCUAUGUGGACGUGGUCUUGUCGAAGGUCUGCAAAUUAUUGGGCGUGGAGAUUCCCGAGUAUUCAGAGUCUUCCGAUCCCACCAAACAGCUGAACCCCGCUGAGUGGACUAUCGCUGUGAAAAAUGUGAAUAGCUUCCACAAGGAGUAUAGGGCUAAGGUGAAGGACUCUAAAAUAGAAGCCAAACACGAACCUAAGGCUAAGAAAACUAAAUCCCAGUAUUCUAACUAAAAAAUACAAUCCAUUUUUGGAUGAUUUAGUAACUAUUAUAGUUAAGUUGUGAAAGUAAUCUCAUUUUAAAAUAGAAUUAAAUGUUACUAAUUUUAUAAAAAAACUAAAGCUUGCAACCUUCUUUGAAACAAAAGACUGCAAAACGACUAUUGAAAAAAAUAUAAUAUGAAUGAUACAGAGCUGAUCGAUUUGAAAUAAUUUAUUUUUAAGUUGACUAAAGAUUUGAUUAGAAUUAGAUCUAAAGAUACAAGAUGUAAUACAAUACUGUUUUUUCAAGACA